Trametes versicolor FP-101664 SS1 is the source of this 2451-nucleotide messenger RNA. RefSeq lists its product as uncharacterized. The record is from RefSeq and is a predicted model, not a curated record. The coding region runs from base 1 to 2451 and encodes 816 amino acids. Lineage: Eukaryota; Fungi; Basidiomycota; Agaricomycetes; Polyporales; Polyporaceae. The transcript has 5 exons.
AUGUCGGACGUCGAAGAUGUCGGACGCUUCUGCGUUUACGAUGCCCCCAUGGCCCUCAGCUCCGACUUGUUGUCAACGGAUGGCCUCGACCCUAGGACUGCCCGCGCCCGAAAUCGCCGGCAUUUUCAAAACUUACGCAAGUCAAUCGUAGGACCCAUACCUUUGUCCGUCUUCUUUGAGCGGGCAUUAGGCGGGGCGGCUUCGGACGACAGGAAUGUGCUGUUAUCCGCAACAAACGCGUUCAGGUCGGUGCCGUCCACGGCCAACACGCCGGAGGAGAUAUGCGAGCCUUUGAUAAUUGCCCUCAACAAACAGACGAAGUACAAGUCUCGCUGUCCCGGUUUCGUCUUCGAGGACACCGCUCGGCGUAGCUCCCAUCCCAAACUUCCCGGGUAUGCCAAACCACAUAUAUCAUGCAUCAGCAAGCGUAAUGUCGAGAAUGUGCGACGGCUGGACCGUCACUCUCGCUCAGAACUUGGCUAUGCUGAGCUUAUCAUUCAAGUUGCUCCCAACGCCGCUCACGACUUGUUCACCGAUCCCCCACACGACCUCGAGGUGGAACAUCGCGCGUCCUUCGAUUUCGUUUCCCCAAAGGACGAUCAGCAACUGCAGCAGGAGGCUGAAGAAGCAUUCGGGCUUCACAUUGCUUUCAUAGUCGAGAUAUUCGCCCGUCAACAUCGCAACCACUGCCACUCGAUCUCCAUGGCUGGCUCGCAGGCUCGACUGUAUCGCUGGGACCGUGCUGGCUGCGUUGUUUCCGAAGCUUUCGACAUUCGCGAGCAUCCCGAACCACUCUGCGAAUUCUUGUGGCGCUUUUCGCAAACAUCCGACUCUUUGCGCGGCCAUGACUGCACUGUCAUCCCGGCUUCUUUGGAGCAGGAGGUACGCUUUAGGGAUGCUGUCAAGGACCACGUUCGCUCCCAACUAGAUAUCGAUGGCGAAGCUCUCGAUCGCGCAGUCAGUCAACAUUACUCUCCAGGGCGCGCCGCUCUGGUGAAGGUGCACCCUCACGGAAAACCCCUCUUGAACACCAAUUUUUGGGUAUUCAUAAUCUCCCGACCCGUCGUAACGCCGCUCUCGCUCGUCGGCCGAGGCACACGAGGCUAUUGGGCGGUCAAUAUUACAACAUCCCGUGUAGUAUUCUUGAAAGACACCUGGCGGAUCGAGUCCAAUGGAGGCUUCGAAGGGGACUUGUUAAGCCAUCUGAACCGCCUAGGUGUGCGCAAUGUGCCAGCGGUUGUGACAUACGGGGAUGUGCCAGACUACGUCCCCAACGAACACCAUAGUCUCACGAUCUGGCAGACUACGUAUACCGCCGGUGCGGCGCUGAAGCGCUGGGCGUGUCGCAUUCCGGAUCAUCCUUUGUCCGUGACAGAUGUACAACGCUACCGCCUGGUCUUGGGCACCGUCGGGUACGGACUAUCCACCAUCAAGGGUACGGAAGAAUUACUGCAUGCGACGUACGAUGCAUUUAUAGCCAUGAGAGACGCACGCUCAAAGGACUCGCGCAUCCACCGAGACAUUUCUGUCGGCAACAUCGUAUUGGUCAAAGAGCCCGGCCAAGACAUUCGCAGGGGAUAUCUUAUCGACUGGGAGGCGUCCAUCAGCGUCGAUGCCGCUGGAGAGUCCAUGCAUCCGGGGCGCGCUGGAACAUGGUACUUCAUGUCGUGGCGGAUGCUAGACAGAGUGCAUGCGAAUAGCAAACAUACGUUCCUAGAUGACAUGGAAUCCCUCAUCCAUCUGGUGCUAUACUGCGCACUGCUCUACUUGCCCCAUGCAUUCGACAAGGAGGCUAUCUUGCAGACAUUCCACAAGUACUUUGAGCACUCGAGCGGUGUUCCGCCGGGACCCACUCACGGGGGCGAUUUGAAGUACACGACCGCUCACGACAGAGACCUCAUCAGGACAGCUCAUUUCGGGAGCGCGUCGCUCACGGAGUGGCUCACCACGAUGCUGGAAAUCCAGUGCCCGCCUGGAUGGGACACCAAAGGGUACAACUACGGGGAGCACUGGACACCUGAAUACAUCGACGCGUUCUGGUCCAAAUUCCUACGCACGCACAUCCUUGAGCGAGAUAACCGUGUCGUCCACGACGUCACGAGGGAGCAACGUUACGACUUUGACGAGUUAUCGGUAACGCCGCCGACUGCACCCUUGGCCCCGGCCCCGGCACCGACACGCAAGCGUUCCGCCACAGAACGCGACCUCUUGGGAGGCGAGCCCGACGGGAAGCGCCGACGAUCUAUGCGUCUGCGCAAUGCUGCCCCGCCCGAGCCCCCACCCAGCCGCAGUCACCCCGCCCCACCGUCUUCGGACGGCCCUCGUCGGAGCCAGCGUAUCAAGACUAUCCAGGAACGUGCAGAUGAAUCAGAGCCUGCACAUGCGGGGGCUUUGAAACCUCUCCCAGGAGCUCGACGCGCGGUGAGAGGUCGGGGUCGCUCGCAUAAAUGA